CGGCAAAGAGGAAGUCGGAAUAAGAGCAACAUGGCGACUGCUUUGGAAGAUACGCUGGACCUGGUAGCAACAGAUGAAGGCCCUUCUCUGAAGUGGCCUCACUGGGACCCAUGUCACUGUAAAGAUUGGGACAAAGAAAAACCUACGCAGCAAUGUAUUCUCAGAAUUAAGCGAGAUAUCAUGACCAUCUACAACGAGCCGCCGCCGGGGAUGUGCAUUGUGCCUGACAAGGAGGACAUCACAAAGAUCCAUGCCUUGAUAACUGGCCCGUUCGACACCCCAUAUGAAGGAGGGUUCUUCUACUUCCUCAUCCGUUGUCCCCCAGACUACCCCAUCCACCCGCCCCGGGUGAAGCUCAUGACAACGGGGGACGGGCGUGUUCGAUUCAACCCUAACCUCUACAAGAAUGGGAAAGUGUGCCUUAGUAUCAUCGGAACAUGGUCUGGCCCUGCCUGGAGCCCCGCCCAGAGCCUGUCCACAGUUCUCAUAUCAAUCCAGUCUCUGCUCAACGAGAAGCCCUACCACAACGAACCUGGAUUUGAAAGGGAAAGGAAUGCAGGUGACGCCAAGCGAUACAACGAGAUCAUCUGUCACGAGACACUGCGUGUGGCAGUGUGCGACAUGCUGGACGAUCACUCCGUCUGUCCCUCUGCCCUCAAGGAGGUGAUGGAGAAGUCGUUCCCAACGUACUACGACUACUACGAGUCCAUCUGCACCAAGUACAGCCACCAGCAGGGGCAGACAAUGCAGGAUCCAUUUGGAGAAAGGAGGGGGAUAUUUGACUACCAAGGCAUAAAGAAAAGACUGGAUGUGAUAAAAGCUAAGCUUGAUGAAAACUUGGACAAUUCCUCGGAUAACGACGACCUCUCUGAUUCAGAAACUGAGACAGCCCCUGCAUCCCAGAGCUGACAUCCUACACAACUGUGCUAGUGACACUUUAAAUGUGUGUGUGUGUAUGUGCCAUUGUAGCUCCAGAAGAUCAUAUGACCCUACAGGACCAAUGAGCGUGUCUGGUCUGCAGGCUUGACCAAUCAGCUUCCACCUACACUUAAGCCCUGUAUCUGGCACAGUAAUAAUGGCCAGCACCUGACACUGACAGGGACACACUGACCGUGUUGAGUGUCGGAGUGGUCAAGUCACACACAGCCAAUGAGCUUUCAGUCACACUUGUACUGACGUGUGUCUACAGCUGAGAUAUGUUUGAACAAUGUCAAAAACAAGCUGACAAGUGUUUCAUUUUAAACAGCCAUAGGGCUUUCAUUUCUAUUUGGACAAGGAGGUGGAAAUAUGAUGAUGAUGAUGAUGAUGAUGUUGAAAUAUGAUGAUGGUGUUGAAAGAUGAUGAUGAUGAUGGUGUUGAAAUAUGAUGAUGAUGAUGAUGAUGAUGAUUGUAUCAUUGACGAGUUCAGUCCGCCUGAACGAAGAGUUGUCCUACAUGUUCCAUAGGUUGGGACCACAGUUGUUGUAGAGAGUUUUUGGAACGAACGAUCAAAGAUCAAUGGAAAACAUAGGGAAAAUGAUAUACUGACACACUUUGAAAACACAUAAUCAACUUUAAAAUGAAAUCAGAAAAAUUUGUUUUUGUGUUUAAGUCCAUCACCAAACACACUGAAUGAGAUUCUAACCCAUACAGCAAAGUUGUGUUUAAUUAUCUAUAAAAACCCAGAACAACUUCAUUUACUUUUUGUGGCCAUUCUGCCAAAUUUUACAAAAUUUGAAUAUGCCUUUUUAAGAGUGUUUCAGAAUGUGUCAUCUUUUGCAUCAGUUGAAUGAUGAAGACUGAUGACUGUGAAAAGGUUCUCCUAAACCUGGUUGUGGUGUAGAACGAUCAUCUUACAUACAUCUGUUCACAUCAAGUAUUGCUGAAAUAACAGAUGAGACAUAUUUAAUGUUGUUAUGUUUGGGUUUGGAUAUGUCAUAAAUGUUUAAUCCAUGUUUGUAUCAAUACCUUCAUGAUAUGAAGAACAGAUUAACUUGACUGUUAGGCUACAGUUCAUGUAAUGUUGGCAGAGUUGAGUGUUCACUACUUCACGCAUGUUAUGUGGCCAUAGAACUAGGAUGGUCAGUGUAAUCACCUAGUUCAUGACAAUGAUUAAUGAUCAGAUAUGAGUAUUCAUGGAGCUAAUAGUGUAUGAUAUUGCCAAAUUUUCAGCAUCUUCCCGGGCAAGAGUGCCCACUAGCCUAUAUCAAAGCCUUGUUUUCUACCUUGCCAUUUCAAGCCUACUUUCUUGGCUCAAUUGGGGCACUACCCUGUGUAGAAGAUGAGUCGUGUCUCUUGUGAUAUCCAAUCAGAUCGCUGUUCUUAUGGCUUCACAAAGUGACGACCACAUGAUAUCCUAUCAGAUCGCUGUUCUUAUUUUUAAUGGCUUCACAGUGAUGACUUCUAUGGCAGACAACCUGAUUUGCAUUCAAAUAUAUGAAAUUACUCGGGCAAGUUGAUUGAAAACUUGAACCACUUCAAAAUAUUUGUCUUAGCUUAAUUUCUUAAUGAUGUCGACGCAAAUUCGACAGACAAUGACUGUGUCAAAAGCAUCAACCACGUUUUCAGAACACGUUGAUUGGUCAAAUGUUCUCUGAUUGGACUUUGGAUAUGUGUGAGAGUUCUCUCAUAUUUCAGCACCAAAAGUAGGCUUGAUAUGGAGGGUGGAAACUACACUGAUACAGGCUAGUGGAUAUGUUUGCCUCAGCAAUCUGCAUUUCAGAUGUGUUACAUUGAUGUGUUGAUGCACGUAUAUAUGGAACUGUAUUUACUGUGAAACUGGCUCAUUCUGUCUUGUCUUGUCUCCCACAGCUUACUCACAGUGUUGAGGAUGUUAGGUGCUGCAUUAGAUAUAUACUACACACAAAAAGUAAAGAACACCCAAUUCUUUCAUAUUACUUCAGUGCCAUGACAGAUUAAGUCUAGUUUUAUGAAAAAAUCGGGUGUUCUUUAACUUUUUUUGUGUAGUAUAUAUCUAGAUCUAGUAGUAAACAGAGUAAUCAUUCCUGCUUAGAGGCCAAUAUUGAAUCACUAGACUGCAGCAAGCAUCAUUAAAAAAAAGAAAAUGGGAACUGCAAAUUUCACAAUACAAUGUUAUAGUUGUUAUAGAAUUAAUACUUUGUUACACGUUGACCAUGACAAAACACCUUUGAUUACAUAAAAAUAAGAACAAAUUU
This is a messenger RNA of Haliotis rufescens (red abalone), 3155 nucleotides long. Its product is annotated as ubiquitin-conjugating enzyme E2 Z-like. Gene Ontology annotation, biological process: negative regulation of apoptotic process. Gene Ontology annotation, cellular component: nucleus. The record is from RefSeq and is a predicted model, not a curated record. Gene Ontology annotation, molecular function: ubiquitin conjugating enzyme activity; cysteine-type endopeptidase inhibitor activity. Lineage: Eukaryota; Metazoa; Mollusca; Gastropoda; Lepetellida; Haliotidae. The transcript has 7 exons. Bases 31 to 909 code for a protein of 292 amino acids.